AUGAUGGCCAUUGCAAACACCGGCACAUUGCUAAUAGUGGGACCGCAGCAUAAGAUUGCGCGCAUAAACCGUGCGAUUGGCGCCACAUAUCAGACCGACGGUCAGUAUGUCAUGGAUUGCCGUUUAGUGAUGCCAUUGCCGACCGUAACACUCACUAAGUUAUCGCCGGUUACGGCAUUAGAAUAUAAUCAAUAUGGGCUUAAUUAUACGUUAAAAAUAUUGUAA
Molecule: messenger RNA, 225 nt
Organism: Medioppia subpectinata
Lineage: Eukaryota; Metazoa; Arthropoda; Arachnida; Sarcoptiformes; Oppiidae
Source: the annotation of a GenBank genome assembly